UCUCCGAAUUCUUCCUAUUUGAGAUCCACGAUGGGUUUUGCUACAGAACGCGAAAAAUUGGUCUACACUGCUAAGCUGGCUCAGGAGGCAGAGCGAUACGAUGAGAUGGUGGAUGCAAUCAAGAUAGUUGCAAAUCUUGAUGUUGAAUUGACCCUUGAAGAGAGAAGCUACCUCUCUUUUGGGUACAAGAAUGUUGUUGAUGCUCGGAGAUCAUCAUGGAGGAUCUUAUCAUCAACAGAGCAGACGGAGGGGGCGAAAGGAAAUAAUAUUCACAUGAAGCAUCUAAAGAAAUAUAGACAGACAGUUGAAUCAGAGAUAUCAAUUAUUUGUAGAGAUAUCAUCUCAGUGCUUGAUAGUCAUCUCAUCCCUUCGACUUCAGAUGGUGAAUCAACUGUGCAUUAUCAUAAGAUGAAAGGAGACUUUUAUAGGUAUCUCGCAGAAAUCAAGGCCGGUGAUGAGAAAGAGGAGGCUAUCAAACAGUCGAAGAAAGCAUAUUUCAAGGCCCUCACUGUUGCAGAAGCUGAGUUGCCUCCUACAAAUCCCAUCCGUUUGGGUGCGGCUUUGCACUUGUCAAUCUUAUAUCAUGAGUUCCUGAAUAAUCCGGAGACGGCCUGCCGUCUUACAAAGAUAGCUUUUGAGGAAGGCACUGCUGAGAUUAAUACACUAAACAAUGAACCAUACAAGAAUACCCUCAUGGCCUUGAAACUUUUAAGGGAAAACUACAGCUUGUGGACUUCCCAACUUCCACAUUAAUGUGCACUGUUAUUUCAGGAGUUCUCAUGCAAAUGUAAGUUUUAGAGGAAUAGUGGUAGUUUUAAUUUAGAUUAGACCCUUCCAGUCUCCUUCCUCCCUCUACGACUUCUUCUAGGGAUAUAUUUUUAAUUGAAUAUUUUUUGUGUCUUGGUGUGAAUUGCAAACAAUUAUAUUUACAUUGC
This is a messenger RNA of Rosa chinensis, 935 nucleotides long. RefSeq names its product 14-3-3-like protein B. Gene Ontology annotation, cellular component: cytoplasm. The transcript has a single exon. NCBI's taxonomy places the organism in Eukaryota, Viridiplantae, Streptophyta, Magnoliopsida, Rosales, Rosaceae. Gene Ontology annotation, biological process: signal transduction. The coding region runs from base 31 to 753 and encodes 240 amino acids. The record is from RefSeq and is a predicted model, not a curated record.